AUGGCAAUAAACGUCAACGGUGCGGUAGCUCUUCUGACCGGCAGCGAGGGGCUGCUGGGAACCACUUUUGCUGUCUCGUUGCUCGAAAAGGGGGCAAAGGGAGUCAUUUUCCUUGGGUCCGAAGCGGCCAACAAACCCCACAGGGAACUAGUGGAAAAAUACAGCGAGGAGAGAGUGCUUGUACACGACUGUGACAUCACGGACAAGAACAGCCUGAAAGCGGGAUUCGAGGCGGCAAAAGCAAAGUUUGACAGGCUGGACAUCGUGUGUAACCUUGGGUCAUCAUGGGACGAGAUCGAGUGGGAGAAAACCAUACAGAUAUCGCUGCACGGCAUUAUCCAUGGUACCCGGCUGGCCCUUGAAUACCUCAACGCCAAAGGAUUGCUUGUCAACGUGACGUCAGUUGCAGCGAUGACCCUGGCCCCUUACAUGCCGAUUGUCAGUGCCUGCAAGGCCGCUGUGCUAGCAUACACCAAGACCAUUGCGAAAUUCGACCCGGAAGUGAAAACUCGCAAGAUUCGAGUGAACGUCUUCUGUCCGUGCCCGAUGAAAGAUGACGAGAUGUCCACGGCCGUGCUAGCCGAGGAACGGGUGCAGAAACACGCUGAGAUUACCCUGACUAAACUCAAGACUAAACCCGCAUCUGUGGUUGCCGACUCCCUUAUGAAGCUUGUUGAGCAGGACCGGCACGAUGAGACGCUCUACGUCCACGGGGAGCUUGGACCGAUAUUUGCCCUGGACGAAACCACUGAUUUCAGGAGGAAGUAUCGUGCCUCCUCCGUGGUCAAGAACCUGUAAAAGAGUACCUGAAAUCAGACACAGUUUAUGACGCAAGAAACGUACAAUGUCAUACCAAUUAGGUCUACUAUUAAAAGAAAAGAGUCGUGGCAAUUUUUACAGGCAACUUGGAGGCAACCAACUGCAGUGUUUUCUACGGGGGUCAAUGGUGGCACACGAGUCACUUUUCAAACAAUGUCUUAUGUACGAUCCCCAACAAAUUUAUAGUGUGUGAAUGAAUUCUCUUCUUGGAGAUUGCCUGAAACUGGUUGCCUGUAAAUUGCCUCAACAAAACUAUAGUUCUAAUUCUACAUCUCUAAAGAUAAUAAAGACAUCUCACGAUAUCAAAAAGUGGUAUUGUUUUUUUCUUGGCGGUAAUUUUAAAUGGAAUGGGGAUACAAGACCAGAGGUCUACCACGAUGUGAAAGCCAUAAAAUUGAAACGUUAACAGUGAUCUUAUCGACCAAACUAUUUUUUAUAAUGAAGAAGUCGCUAAAAAGUGUAGUUAUUUCAAAUAGGCCUACCACAAAAAGUAACAAUUUUUUGCAAAAUGCAUGCUAAUAAUGAAUGGCAAAUCAUUAAGUUUUAGUAUCAAUAUUGGUAUAAUAAUUUUGUGUUACAUUUUGCUCUGCUAUACAAUCAUUUACUGUUAUGUAUUUUAAAGAAUUAUAUUGAAAAUAAUAAUUCAUGGCUCACAUAAGGCAAACGUUAUUAUCUAAAAAUGGCUAAUUAUAUAGUGUGACGUGUACUUGACACACAUUGAAUAGUAGUGGGUUACAAACCUCAUUUCACCGAGUCCUAGGGAAAAAUCCAAAAGCACAUCACUCGGGCGGUGUUCAAAACCACAUCCUUUGCCCGGUAGUUAGAGAUCGUUUCAGUCCUGUUCUAUUUGGGCACGGAUUUUUGAACCUAAGUGAAACUGAAACUUUAAAGGCAGUGGACUAAUUACUCAAAAAAAUUAUUGGCAUAAAACCUUUAUUGGUGACGAG
Messenger RNA from Asterias rubens (European starfish), 1766 nucleotides. Its product is annotated as 15-hydroxyprostaglandin dehydrogenase [NAD(+)]-like. The transcript has 6 exons. Gene Ontology annotation, molecular function: oxidoreductase activity, acting on the CH-OH group of donors, NAD or NADP as acceptor. The coding region runs from base 1 to 798 and encodes 265 amino acids. Gene Ontology annotation, cellular component: cytoplasm. Lineage: Eukaryota; Metazoa; Echinodermata; Asteroidea; Forcipulatida; Asteriidae. The record is from RefSeq and is a predicted model, not a curated record.